UGCGUGUGUGUGUGUGUGUGUGUGCGUGCACCGGGGGGUGGGGGGUGGACAGAAAAUAAAUUGACAGUUUCCACUCAGUCAUUGGACAGUUGUCAACAUCAGGACUGAGAUCAACAGCAUCAUGAAGGUUUAUCUGCUUCUGCUUCUGCUCGUACCACUAAUAACAGUACAAGGUUUUAGCAUAGAGUGUCACGGCUUUGACGACUACAUGACCAACCUCAAGCUAACGUGUCAAAGCAGCAACACGCAACAGGCCUGCUACACCAGAGACAAUGGAGAGAAGGGAUGCAUUACCAUCGACAAGUGUUCUCUACCCGGCUGGACCUGUUGCUACAGCAACUUGUGCAAUAACUGAACAAUUGUGGCCAACCACGAUGCAGAAAUGCACUCAAUAAAAAAGUGUCACUGUGA
This is a messenger RNA of Dunckerocampus dactyliophorus (ringed pipefish), 411 nucleotides long. RefSeq lists its product as uncharacterized. The transcript is spliced from 3 exons. The record is from RefSeq and is a predicted model, not a curated record. Bases 122 to 355 code for a protein of 77 amino acids. Lineage: Eukaryota; Metazoa; Chordata; Actinopteri; Syngnathiformes; Syngnathidae.